UAGUUGAAACUGCGGUGUACUAACGAAACAUAGAAAGGAAAACCGCACACAAACCUAGCUCCGCGAAUAGUAUAAUAGAAUCCAUAAGUGUGUAUUGAACAUUAAAAGAAAGAAAUUCAGUCUCAGUUUAAUAGGCAUUUGUUCGCAUACAGUUCGUAACGAUUCUCUCUCUGUGUCGAUUUUGGAAGUGAAAUUCUGUUUGGAUUGUGUAGAGAGGCAAAAAAAAUAAGAAUUGUGGUGCCCAUUUUCCAUUUUCCAAUAAAUUGGUGGAGACAAGGCAGUCGAUAACAACGCGAUUGAAUUUGUCAACACGGUCUAAAAAGAGAGAGAGAGAGAGAGUGUGUGUGUGGCAGAGAAUCAGGAAGGGAAAAACGAGAACAUCAAAUUUAGACGAAGUACUAGUGUGUGAUAAUUAAAAAUGUCGGCUGAACGUGAAAUUGCAGCUGAGGAUAGCAUUAGAGUGGUGUGUCGUUUUCGGCCGCUAAACGAUAGCGAAGAAAAAGCUGGAUCCAAAGUUAUUGUCAAAUUUCCAAAUACGCAGGAAGAAAAUUGUUUAACGAUCGGGGGGAAAGUUUAUUUAUUCGAUAAAGUAUUUAAACCAAAUGCCAACCAAGAAAAAGUCUACAACGAAGCAGCGAAGUCCAUUGUUAGCGAUGUACUUGCUGGUUACAAUGGAACGAUCUUCGCCUACGGUCAGACCUCUUCCGGUAAAACGCACACGAUGGAGGGUGUUAUCGGUGACCCAACGAAACAAGGUAUAAUUCCCCGGAUUGUGAACGACAUCUUUAACCAUAUUUACAGUAUGGAAGUGAAUCUUGAGUUCCACAUCAAAGUCUCCUAUUAUGAAAUUUAUUUGGACAAAAUCCGAGAUCUGCUUGAUGUGUCGAAAGUAAAUUUGAGUGUGCAUGAGGAUAAAAAUCGUGUGCCUUACGUAAAAGGCGCCACCGAGCGAUUCGUGUCCAGUCCCGAAGAAGUAUUUGAAGUAAUCGAAGAUGGGAAAUCGAAUCGUCACGUGGCCGUUACAAACAUGAAUGAACACUCAUCACGUUCGCAUUCAGUGUUUUUGAUCAAUGUGAAGCAAGAGAAUUUAGAGAAUCAGAAAAAAUUGUCGGGUAAAUUGUACCUGGUCGAUUUGGCUGGUUCGGAGAAGGUAUCAAAAACGGGAGCCGAAGGUGCUGUACUGGAUGAAGCGAAGAACAUCAACAAAUCACUCUCAGCGCUGGGCAACGUAAUUAGUGCAUUAGCCGAUGGCAAUAAAUCACACAUUCCCUAUCGUGAUUCAAAAUUGACGAGAAUCUUGCAAGAAUCUCUCGGUGGUAAUGCGCGUACAACAAUUGUGAUCUGCUGUUCGCCGGCCAGUUUCAAUGAAUCCGAAACCAAAUCCACACUGGAGUUUGGUAAACGAGCCAAGACCGUUAAGAACGUGGUGUGCGUGAACGAAGAGUUGACGGCCGAAGAAUGGAAGCGUCGCUAUGAGCGUGAAAAGGAGAAGAGCGGUCGACUCAAGGGGAAGUUGGAGAAGCUGGAACAAGAAUUGGCCAGAUGGCGUGCUGGAGAAAAGGUGUCGACGGACGAACAAGUAAACAUCCAAGACAUCAUGGAAGCAAGUACAUCGAAUCUGGAGACUGUCGAAGCCGACACUACUACCCGAGCCAGUUUACCCAAACCAGCCACGACCAUCAUGGAGGGCUCGAUUUCGAAUGAAGAACGCGCUCGCUUGGAGGCCGAACGCGAACGCUUGUACCAACAAUUGGAUGAUAAAGAUGAAGAAAUCAACCAGCAAUCGCAAUAUGUGGAAAAACUCAAAGAGCAAAUCAUGGACCAAGAGGAACUUAUUGCGAAUGCUCGUCGCGACUAUGAAAAUUUGCAGAGCGAAAUGGCUCGAAUUCAACAAGAGAAUGAGAGCGCCAAGGAAGAGGUAAAAGAAGUUCUUCAAGCGCUCGAGGAAUUGGCUGUUAACUACGAUCAAAAGAGCCAUGAGAUUGAGACCAAGAACAAGGAUAUUGAGACCAUCAGUGAAGAAUUGCAACAGAAACAGGCUUUAUUGAACACCACCACCACAGAAUUCCAACAACUCAAGGAUAUGUCGACGCAUCAGAAGAAACGAAUCAACGAAAUGCUCACCAAUUUGCUGCGCGAUCUCAGCGAAGUGGGUCAAUCGUUGAUCGUUGGAAACACCGAAAAUACCGUUGACAUGAAAAUCAACCCGGAAACCGUUGGAACCGGUAAAAUGGAGGAGGAAUUCACCGUUGCUCGACUUUACAUCAGCAAAAUGAAAUCAGAAGCCAAGAACUUGGCACAACGCUGUCAAAACUUGGAAUCCAAUCAAACUGAUUCGAACAAGAAAGUUUCGGAAUAUGAACGUGAGCUAAGCGAAUGCCGAUUACUUAUUUCGCAGCACGAGGCCCGUAUGAAAUCCUUACAGGAAUCGAUGCGUGAAGCGGAAAAUAAGAAACGCAGCCUUGAAGAGAAUAUCGAUGCACUGCGUGAAGAGUGUGCAAAAUUGAAGGCUGCCGAACACGUGUCAGCCGUCAAUGCCGAAGAAAAACAAAAAGCCGAAGAAUUGCGUUCUAUGUUUGACAAUCAAAUGGAUGAAUUGCGUGACGCCCACACAAAACAAGUAGCUGAACUGAGAGAUGAAAUUUCCGAAAAACAAGAAGUUAUUAAUGAACUUAAAGAUUUCAACCAGAAAAUGACACUCGCUCACCAACAACUCAGCAGCGAUUAUGAGAAAUUGAAGCAAGAGGAAGCCGAGAAAUCAACCAAACUACAAGAUCUCAUCCUAACGAACGAACGUCGUGAACAAGCUCGGAAGGACUUGAAGGGUUUGGAAGACACAGUUGCAAAGGAACUACAAACACUACACAAUUUGCGCAAAUUAUUCGUGCAAGAUUUGCAGGCUCGAAUUAAGAAGUCAGCCGCAGCCGAAGAGAAUGAGGACGAUGGCGGUUCGUUGGCACAGAAGCAGAAGAUUUCAUUCUUGGAGAAUAACCUAGAGCAAUUAACGAAAGUGCAUAAACAAUUGGUCCGAGAUAAUGCCGACUUGCGUUGCGAAUUGCCAAAGUUGGAGAAGCGUUUACGUACCACAAUGGACCGUGUAAAGGCCCUAGAAACGGCUCUGAAAGAGGCUAAGGAAGGUGCAAUGCGUGACCGAAAACGAUACCAAUACGAAGUAGACCGCAUCAAAGAAGCUGUCCGCCAAAAGAACUUGGCACGGCGUGGACCUCAGCCACAAAUCGCUAAACCGAUUCGAGCUGGACAGGGACACGUUCAGAGCGGCAUUCGAGGUGGUCAGGCGAAUCCGGUCGUGAAACCAGUCUUACCAAAAACCUUCUCACAAAAUUAAAAACCAACCAGUGAACGUUUGUCAAGAUGAUGAUGAUUAUGAUGAGGUGAAAUAUUGUGCUGAGAGUCUAGUAAAUCGACGAUAUUAAAGUAAAACACCUAAAACAAACUUUUACAAACUAUGAUAUGUCUGAGUUUAUGGAAGCCAAUUCAAAUAGGUCCCCAUUUACAUGCAAUAUAUCAUACGAAGAGCCUAAAAUUGGUCCGACAGUAACUCAAACGCACCAUAGAGAGUAAAACACAUUUUAACACAACAAAAAGCACACAAGCAAAGAACACAAACUAUUAACGCUAACGUAAAAAAACACUUCUUAUUAAGAGCUGAAUAAGCCGCAAUGAAAAACAAAAUUAUCAACAUGUAAUUGCAAAUUGAAGCUAUAAAUGCCAGUGCUGUAGAAUUAUUUGGAAUGAAAUACGAUUCAUUUUAUAAAAAGGAUUUGUUUAAAUGCAGAAAAAUAUAAAUAACAGACAAAAAACCGCAUAGAGAGCAGAACGCAAAUCGAACGGAACGAACGCGAUUCCGAUGGCUGGUGCAAAAAUAUAUAUAUUUAUUUAAUUAGAAUUGACUAUAAUAAUUAUAACUGAAAUGCAAAAAAAAAAAAAAUUAUAUGAAUAAAUGAACAAUUCAUUUUUUAUGACAAA
This is a messenger RNA of Sitodiplosis mosellana (orange wheat blossom midge), 3987 nucleotides long. It is a transcript of the gene Khc, whose product is annotated as kinesin heavy chain. Gene Ontology annotation, molecular function: microtubule motor activity; microtubule binding; ATP binding. NCBI's taxonomy places the organism in Eukaryota, Metazoa, Arthropoda, Insecta, Diptera, Cecidomyiidae. The transcript is spliced from 10 exons. Gene Ontology annotation, biological process: microtubule-based movement. The record is from RefSeq and is a predicted model, not a curated record. Bases 419 to 3346 code for a protein of 975 amino acids.